ACUCACUUCCCUUCUCCAUCCAACCUUUAAACCUCUCUUUCCAAGAUGGAGUCAUAUACUUUAGCCACCUCUUCCAUUUCCUACGCCAAACCCCUUUCACCCUACUUCCUCACGGCGGAGCAACCUUCUUACAUCCUCCGAAACAUCAGUCUCACUUCUCAUCCUUCCCAAAUCCUCGCCAUUGUUGGCCCUAGCGGCGCCGGAAAAUCAACUCUUCUCGACAUCCUGGCCGCAAGAACCUCUCCCACCUCAGGAUCAAUCCUCCUCAACUCCGUCCCUAUUAACCCUUCUUCUUACCGGAAAAUAUCUUCCUACGUUCCUCAACACGACGCCUUCUUCCCUCUUCUCACCGUCUCCGAGACCUUCACUUUCUCGGCCUCCCUCUUGCUACCAAAAGACCCAUUAAAAGUCUCCAAUGCCGUUGCUUCUCUCCUCAGAGAACUAAACCUAACACAUCUUGCACAUACAAGACUUGGUCAAGGCUUGUCCGGUGGUGAACGCAGGAGGGUUUCGAUUGGUCUAAGUCUUCUUCACGAUCCAGAAUUUUUACUCCUCGACGAACCCACCUCGGGUUUAGACAGCAAAUCUGCUUCCGAUGUCGUUCAAAUUCUCAAGUCUAUUGCUACGUCGAGACAACGGAUCGUGAUCUUGUCCAUACACCAACCUAGUUUCAAGAUCCUGUCUCUCAUCGAUCGCGUAUUACUUCUUUCCAAAGGAACCGUUGUAUACCAUGGAAGGCUUGACUCACUUGAAGCUUUCUUGCUCUCCAAGGGAUUCACGGUUCCUCCUCAGCUGAAUUCUCUUGAGUACGCUGUGGAGAUACUUCAGAGCCUCCAAGAUCCAUACGAAAACGCCAGCAUUGCUCUCCCAGACCAUUUCCCUGAGAGUAAAAAACAGAACACAAAACAUAGCAUUGUUCGAUAUAAAAGCUCGAGACUUACCGAAAUAAGCCUUCUUUCUAGAAGGUUUUGGAAGAUCAUAUACCGUACGAGACAGUUGCUUCUAACCAACAUCUUAGAAGCUCUUGUAGUCGGUCUUGUCUUAGGCACUAUCUACCUUAAUAUUGGAACCGGCAAAGAAGGAAUCCAAAAGCGAUUCGGCCUUUUCGCAUUCACCCUCACGUUCCUCCUCUCUUCGACUACCCAAACCCUUCCAAUAUUCAUUGAUGAGCGACCAAUUCUUCUCCGAGAAACCUCGAGCGGACUCUACAGACUCUCCUCUCACAUACUUGCAACCACCUUGGCUUUCUUGCCCUACUUGCUCCUCAUCGCAGUCAUCUACUCUGUCUCACUCUAUUUUCUUGUAGGUCUCUGCCCGUCAUGGCAAGCUUUCGCCUACUUUGUGCUCGUUAUCUGGAUCAUUGUCCUAAUGGCAAACUCUUUUGUGCUUUUCUUGAGCUCCCUUGCGCCUAACUACAUUGCUGGAACAUCUUUAGUGACCAUUCUUCUGGCGGCAUUCUUCUUGUUCUCUGGUUACUUUAUCUCUAAAGAGAGUCUUCCCAAGUAUUGGCUCUUCAUGUAUUUUUUCUCGAUGUAUAAGUAUGCAUUGGACGCACUUCUGAUAAAUGAAUACUCGUGUCUGGUCAACAAGUGCCCAGUCUGGUUUUAGGAAGCUCCUGAGAAAAGCUGCAUAGUUACUGGCGGUGACGUGUUAGACAAGAAAGGGCUUCAUGAGAGACAGAGGUGGUUUAAUGUUUAUGUAUUGUUAGGGUUCUUCGUACUCUAUCGUGUUCUGUGUUUUCUUGUUUUACUCAAAAGGGUUUCUGGUUCCAAGAGAUAA
This is a messenger RNA of Camelina sativa (false flax), 1779 nucleotides long. RefSeq names its product ABC transporter G family member 4. NCBI's taxonomy places the organism in Eukaryota, Viridiplantae, Streptophyta, Magnoliopsida, Brassicales, Brassicaceae. Gene Ontology annotation, molecular function: ABC-type transporter activity; ATP hydrolysis activity; ATP binding. Gene Ontology annotation, biological process: transmembrane transport. Gene Ontology annotation, cellular component: membrane. The record is from RefSeq and is a predicted model, not a curated record.